Molecule: messenger RNA, 2518 nt
Organism: Portunus trituberculatus (swimming crab)
Lineage: Eukaryota; Metazoa; Arthropoda; Malacostraca; Decapoda; Portunidae
Product: cilia- and flagella-associated protein 57-like
Exons: 15
Coding region: 21-2261 (746 amino acids)
Molecular function (GO): protein binding
Source: RefSeq, a predicted model, not a curated record
CUGCAGAAGGCGCUGACGUGAUGGGGGCGGAGGUGGAGCCAGAGUAUGUGUUUGGGGUGCGAGGGGAGGUGGCGGGCUGCGUGGUCCACGUGGACCCCCAGACUGUGGCCUACCCGGCGGGGGCGCUGCUGGUGCUGCACAACACGGUCACACACAGGCAGGAGUUCAUCAGCCUGGCGGAGGAGGCGAGACCAACAGUGCUUGCCAUCUCGCCUAAGAGACAGUACCUAUGCGUAUGCCGGGCUGGGGAGGCGGCGGCAGUCAGUGUGUGGGACGUGGCGGGUCGCAAGCGCCUACGGUUCCUGAGCUGCGGCGAGAUGGGCAGCGAGGGGUACGUAGCGGCCGCCUUCAGUCCCGACGAACAAAUGGUGGCAGCGCAGGGAGGGGCCCCGGACUGGACGCUCGUGCUGUUCCUGUGGGAGAAGGGCAAGGUGUUCUCCGUGCUCCGUCUAAGUGACACUCCCGGCCUGGGUCCCGUGUCCUCCCUGUGCUACCACCCUGAGGACUGCGGCGUGCUGUCCGUGGUAGGCGAGCGGGUUCUUAAGCUCUUCAGACUCAACGACAAGCUGCUCAAGACGUGGGGGUACCAGGGAGGCCUCAACCACAACUGUCAGUGUCAGAUAUGGAAGGACCAACACACGCUACUGGUGGGGACUGAGGCCGCUACUGUGCUGGUGUUGGAGGAGGGAGAACUGAGGACAGAGAUAAGCAUUACACACCCCGAUUUACAGAACGGCGACAAGCGUGGUCCCAGCGGCGGCGUGGCGGAUGGCAGCGGUGGGCGUCCUCUGGGGCCGCGCCACCGCCGCGUGUCAGCCCUGGCGGUGUUCAACGGCGGCUUCCUGUGCGCGUGUGGGCCGGACAAGGUGUUCGUGUUCCAGAAGAGCGACGACAUCAACGAGCACUUCUUCCAGCGCUACGUCCUCCGUCUAUGCGAGCCGAGUCCCGCAGCGCUGGUGACGGGCCGCGGGGAGCACACCAUCACCACGCUGUCCCUGUGUCCCUCCGAGAAGGUCCUGGUGGCGGCGACUCACACGAACCAGCUCUUCAUCAACCCGCUGCCCAGUCUCGAGGCGUCCACCCUCCCCAGCCUGCUCUUCUCCCCGCUGUUGGCACGCCUGCAUGAGGUGCCCCUGGUGGACGCCGACACGUGCCUAUGGAAGCCUCUAGUGGUGACGGCGGACGAGGACAGAACGCUUAGAGUUUGGGAUUACCGCCGUCAUUCUCUUCUUCUGUAUCACGCCUUCAGGCAGGAUGUGUUCUCGCUCUCAGUGCAUCCUACCGGGCUGCACGUGGCGGUGGGGCUCACGGACUCCCUCAAGCUGCACCACCUCCUCUUCGACUCCCUGCGACCCUACAGCGAGGUGCAUGUCCGCCGCUGUACCUGCUGCCGCUACUCCCCCGGCGGGCACAUGUUGGCAGCUGCUGACGGCCACCUCCUCCUUCUGACCUCCACACUCACGCUGAAGAAGAGCCUCACCCUGAAGGGACACGCGACGAAGGUGACGGGCGUGGGCUGGUACCCGGACAGCUCUGCAGUGAUGGCGUGCGGGGCUGACGGGAAUAUCAUUGGCUGGGACGCGUGUCGUGGCCAGACGCUGUGGCAGGUGUCACCCGGAGAGUCGUGUUCCUACCUGACGGCCACCCUCUCGCUGGACGGCCAGGCGACGCUGCUGGCGGGCCACGCGACAGGCUUUGCUGAGAUCACAGGAGGGCAGCUGGUCCAGGAGAUGAGCUGCGAGGGUGCCGGCGAAGUGGUGUGCGCGGGUCUAGGUGCUGUGAAGGCCCUCCUGGUUUUAGGCACCAUCAAGGGCCACCUGCUGCUCAACAAGUUCCCGCUGCACAUGGCCAGACCCGCCUUCACAACGGUGCCAGCCCACGCAGCGCCCAUUGUCAAGGUGCUGAUGACGGCGGACGAGGGGAAGCUGGUGACGUGUGGCGCGGACGGUGUGGUGAUGGUGUGGUGUGUGGCGGCCGUCGAUGAAAAGUCCCCGGGCUACGUGGCUGCGAGGGAGAGACUACAGGACUUGCCAGACGUUCCCGAGAUGAUGGUGGCCCGAGCUGACCUCCAGCAAACUCAGCAGCGCGUGGAUGAGCUGGAGCGGCGCGUGUCCUACCUGGUGCGGGACAAGGAGGUGCAUCUGUGUCUCCAGCAGCAGGAGUUCGAGGUGAACCGCGAAGCUCUCCUGGCGCGCCACCAGGCCACCAUAGACCACCUCAACGUUACCAUUCAGGAGAUGGAGAGAGCGGCAGAGCCUUGAGGAGAGCCACGCGCAGGCCUUGGAGCAGGUGAUUUACGAGCACCAGGGCGAGCUGGCCAACCACCAGCAGGAAUUGAGGAAGAAGCUACUUUACGAAUACUCCAAGCAGGACAAGCUGGAGACGUCCCUGAAGGAGAUGCGACUCACCCUCGACAGGAAGGUGGAGGAGGCGGAGAGGAAGACGCGGGAGGAGCUGCAAGGGAGACUCAAGCAGCAGGAGGCGGUGGUGGAGAGACUUAAUACUGAUCUGGAGAAGA